UCUGUAACCUUACUCAUGUUAUUAUUAUUUCCCUUGUUUCCUCACAAACCUUCAACACCUUUCAGUUUGAUAGUUGAUGACGUGGACGCCAGAAGCUGUCAAGAUGAUAGCGAGUCACAAGACGCUCUGCAUAAACUGCUGACAGACUCCUCGCUCGACUACAGGCCGUUCAGCAAAGAACAGAGUGAUGCCAGGAUAAAACAAAUCAAGGUAGAAGCCGAGAGCCGCAAAAACGAAUUCGCCCGUCUGCUGGAGGAACACGCUCAGGUCAUCAGACGACUGAAGCAGAUCGAGGAAGAUGGGGGGGCCAUCGGGGGGACCAACGCAUGAGGGCCGCCUCCCCCCUCCCCCUGCCACAACUCUAUUAUUAUCAAAAGUCUGAAGAAGGGUUGAACCAUUGGUGUGAACUGUAGAUGAGAAUGAUGAAAGUGUAGCUGUUUUGUAUCAAUGGGGUGACUGACUGACUGUGUGCCUGAACGGUGAUCGAGUGUUAAUCGGUGAUCAGUCACCACUAAUCAGUGAUUAGACCAUCUUUGAUCAGUGGUUACUAGCAUGAGAUGAUCAGUGUUAAGUAUGUCAUCUGUUCCAUCAUUGAUUUUUGUCAGUAGCCUAAUCAGUGAAUAAUUUCUAUACCUAGUUGAAUUAUCUUUUGAGUUGAAUUAUCUAGUUGAGUUUCUAGGUGAUCACUGAUAAGCUCAUCAUCUAGAUCACGGAAUAAUCGAUGAUAAGUGACCAAAAGUCGCCACUGAAAUGAACCUUGAUUGGUAAUCAUUAGUGACCACUGAACUAAUUUUUGAAACAAUAUUGACUGUUCAGAGAUCAGUCUAUUAUUUCCAUAACUGAGUGAUAUGUGUGUAGUCCAUGAAUGAGCAUCGUCAUAAUUGAGUUAUCACUGAUAAGUUUUGACUGUUUUCUCAAUUUUACCAUCAGUGAUCACUGAUAACUCUAUAAUUUCUCUCAUUUUGAAGUGAUUUUUGCAUAAAUGAUUUCUGAUCAGCUUAUCGUUUCAUAUAUCAAUUGAGGUAGGUAGUAAUGAGAUCAGUAACCAGCAAUCAGUAAUCAGAGAUAAGAAAGAUUAGCUGCUGGCAGUUCCAUAGAUUUUCCAAGCGUCCACAACAUGAUGCUUAUGGCUUUAUCAAAUAUCAAAGAUUGAAAGAUGAGUGGAUUUGGAGUUUCCAAUUUGAUUUCAACUUUUAAGUUCGUUACUGGAAUGCUGAAUUAGAUGUUAACCAAAGAAGUCUUUCUGGAUACGAAUCUUAUUGGAGAAAUAGGAUUCGUUUCAGAUUGAAAUUAACUUCCACACCGAUUUAAAAAAAAAUGUUUAUCAAAUAUGAUGAUAUUGUAUUUUUGUUGUUAUAGCAUUAUCUGAAGUCUUCAAUAAGUAAUUUGAAAGAAUAAUAAAUUCCAUUU
Nilaparvata lugens (brown planthopper) is the source of this 1410-nucleotide messenger RNA. RefSeq lists its product as uncharacterized. NCBI's taxonomy places the organism in Eukaryota, Metazoa, Arthropoda, Insecta, Hemiptera, Delphacidae. The record is from RefSeq and is a predicted model, not a curated record. The coding region runs from base 16 to 330 and encodes 104 amino acids. The transcript has 4 exons.